AUGCCCCCCAAAAGAGUCCCCAAGGGCCGCCCUCGAUGGGCUGUUGACGAAGGUUAUACUCCUAGACGGACUCGUUCAGAGGCCGAUCGCCCAAAUCCGCGGGCAUUAUGGCCUCAGCUAACUGAUAGGGAAGAGGCUUACGACGAUCAAGGUAACCUCGUUUUGGCGAGGCCGCUGCGCGGGGGUCAACGGGCACGGCAAGCGCAGCCGGCGGCGCCUCCUCAACCUGUAGUUGGACCUCAUGACGCACCUGAUGAUGAACCUGAUGAGGCACCUGCUGGUGCUCCUGGUCUUCCAUCAGGCUCGUUGCCACGAAACACCCGUCCCACACGAACUCCCCUUCCAACUGGAAAACCGAAAUCGUCCAAGUCGUCGACGUCGACAACCUUGACAGCACCGCCCGGAGGAAUUGAAGGUGGCACUGAUGGGGGUGAUUCAGACUCCCCUGUCGACCUCAUAGGGGACGGGUCCGAUGGUGAUUCGUCUGGUGACGACAAUCACGACAAAGGUUCGAAGGGGGCACGAAAGGGAAAACCCCCCCGGGUGAGCGCGGCAAAAAUUGGUAACGAUGGUGGCGACCCAGACUCUCCCGUUGACCCUCCUGGGAACGUGCUCGAUGGUGGUUCAUCUGGCGACGAGAGUCGUGGCAAAGGACCAAAGAUGAGGGCGCGAAAGCGGAAAAACUCCAAAGUUAGCAAGGCAGACACCGGCUCCGAUCCUGGAACAGGUUCUGACUCUGGAGAAGAGCCGGAAGGUAGCGCUCCUCGGGACGGCAGUACGGAGCAGACUGGCAACCCUCAGAGAGGCGAACGCACUGGCACAGAAGGCCAACAGCCUGUCGGCCAAGGCACAAGCCGUGAAGGCUCACUGUCCCGGGAUCCAACUCCCGAAUCGGCUGGAGGAGCUUCCGGGUACGACACCACUCCUUUCAAAAAACGUACGAGAAAGAAGCCAGAGAAUGACGAGGAGCCGGGUCAAAGAGCAAGCAAAGAGCCGUUGCAUGGUGGACCCGAACAACGAGGCGAAGAGCCUCGACAAGAAGAAGAUGAAGACCCUGAGCAGAGAGAAAGCGGGGAGCGAAGUCCAAGUCAGUCCACUGUGGUUUACACAGAUAGCGAUGAAGAAACCGAAUAUCUGGUUUACGAAGGGCAUGAUGAUCCAAACCAGACCGUUGACCAGGGAGAUGACACUUUCAACAUGACGCAAUACCCAGAUUCCAUUGUCGAAGGUGACGACAGGAGCGAAGAAUUCAACGGAAGCGGAGAGGGUGAUGGUGACAAUGGGUAUCAUGGUGAAAGUGGUUACGGCGGAGGCGGUUAUGGCGGGAGUGAUGAUGGCGACGGAAGUGGUUAUGGGGACAGUGGUGAUGGUUACGAUGAGUACGGCAGCGAGAACAACGACUACUCGGAAUUCGAUCCCGACGAUACCGAGGGUUUCCCUGAAAUGGGCCGCGGACCAGACAGCGAGUCCGGUUCUUCGAGGCACUCAUCGCCGAGUGGUGUCUCGCCGGGAGCUUUCCAUCGGAAUAAUCGGUCACCCAGCCACUCUCCAGGCCCGGCUGCCAGUGGACAACAGCAGCAGUCAUCUACCUUGAGCGGUGGGCAAAGCUCGACAGCCCAGGGCUAUAAAACGGCACAGUCCGGGGACUCUUCUGGUGGCAAGAAGGGCUCGGCGACGGGACGUGGAAACGGCCCAGCUGCCACUAAGACGAAGAACGCCAUUGGGAAGAGGAGCAGGGCUGAAGAUCUUUACCCAGACACAGCAGCUAGGCCACAGAAGCGACAAAAGGAGGACUUGGGUAAGGUUGCCACGCUGAUGAAGAAACGCGAAUUUGGCCGGACUGGAUCGAGUAGGAAAGUCUCUGGCGCACAAAGCUCCCGAGAGUCACCGCCUCAGACUUCCGAAAAGCGGGCAUCAGUUAAGAGAUCAAGCAACUUGCUUGGCGAGGCAGGAUUGAAGCCUGCGAAGAAGACGAGACGGAAAUAG
This is a messenger RNA of Colletotrichum orchidophilum, 1986 nucleotides long. RefSeq lists its product as uncharacterized. The transcript has a single exon. The record is from RefSeq and is a predicted model, not a curated record. Bases 1 to 1986 code for a protein of 661 amino acids. Lineage: Eukaryota; Fungi; Ascomycota; Sordariomycetes; Glomerellales; Glomerellaceae.